CUGGGUGACAGAGUGAGACCCUGUUUCUAAAACAAACAAAAAAAUAGACAAAAUGAUUUUUUAAAUGAAACUUCACAUGUUGUUAGUAGAAUUCACAUGGAAGAGCAAAAUGUCAAUAGUGGCCAAGGCAAUCUUGAGGAAUCAUAAAUUUGCAGUCUCUCCUUGACAAAUCUUUUUAUUAUUAAAAAACUAAUUAACACAAUAUGAUAUUACCAAUAAAAAAACAGUUAAAUGGGGGUCAGGCCCGGACCUGUGCCACCUCAAGAUGUAAAGUGUAACACGGGGGUCGGGGUGGGCAGCGUGGGCCUGUGAGGCCUGUGGGGCCUGUGGGUGUCCUCAUCCCCCCAGCUCCCCCCACAGCCGGUUCCACAGUGGUCUACUCCAGUUGCCUCGUGUGGAUUCAGGUUCCAGACUGAAGGCCAGCUCUUCUCCAGUGCCCUCCACCGCCCCUGCCCCUGUCCACAGCUCCCCCCACAGCCAGUUUCGCAGUGGUCUGCUCCAGUUCCAGACUGAAUGCUACUGAUUCCAAGUGCUGGGGUUACUGGGGCGACCACCAGAACAGCCUUGGCGCUAUGUAGUAGCCGGGUGCUACUCCUGAGCCCUACCUGAGGCUGGUCAUGGAGAAGCUACACAGGAUUGUGGCAGCACUGCUGGAAAGUAUGGUAUCAAAUUCUAAUGGUUUUCCAUGGGAAUUAGUGAUAUGGGCAGGUGUUAUUGGAUUUGUUGCUAUUCCCCUUUUUCUGUGGAGAUGUUUUAGAUCAGUCAGGAGUCAGCUAUAUGUGGGAAGAGAGAAAAAGCUUGCUCUAGAGCUUUGUGAGCAAAUUAAAGAAAAAUGUAACCUACUUGAAAAAUUUAGUUUUCUACAAAAAAGCUAUGAAGGCUAUGAAAGAGAGUCAUCUUUACAGGACGUCAGCCUUGAGAACCAGGCAGCAGAAGCAGAAAGUUUGGGGGCAACAUGUGAAAAGCUGAACAGAUCCAUUUCUGAAAUGGAGGAUGAAAUACCAUAUCUGAAAAAAGAGUUAAAAGAAGAGAAAUACCAACAUUGUAGACAACAUCAGUUUAUGGCGGAUAUUUCAGAAAUAAAACAGUCUCUAGAAGACCUGUCAAAAUCCCUUAAAUCACAGCUAGCUGAAGCCAAAAUGCCCUUAAACAUAUUUCAAAUGAAUGUUGAACAACUGAAGAUCGUGAUAAAAGAUGCUUUGAAUGAAAAUUCUCAACUUCAGGAAAGCCAGGAACAUCUUUUGCAGGAAGCUGAAGCAUGGAAAGAACAAGUGAGUGAACUUAAUAAGCAGAAAAUAAUAUUUGAAGACUCCAAAGUUAACACAGAACAAGUUCUAAAUGACAAAGACGAUCACAUCAAGACGCUGACUAAACACUUCCUGAAGAUGAAAGAUUGGGCUGCUGUGCUUGGAGAAGACAUGAUGGACGAUCAUAACUCAAAAGUAGAAAUGAAGAGUGAAUCAGAACGUGGCGCUUCCUUAGCUGAUUCUCCAAAAGGAGCUUUGAAGAAACUGAUUGAUGCUGCUAAGUUAAAUGCAUCUUUAAAAUGUUUAGAAGGAGAAAGAAACCAAAUUUAUAUUCAGUUGUCCGAAACUGAUAAAACAGAGAAGCAGCUUAUGGGGCAUAUUAAACAGCUUCAGUCUGAACAAGCAUCUUUACAGUCAGAAAACACAGAUUUUGAAAGUGAGAAUCAGAAGCUUCAACAGAAACUUGAAGUAAUGACUGAAUUACAUGAAGAAACGACAAUGAGACUUUACAAAACAUUCACUGUAGAAGAAAAUGACCAGUUAGAGAGACAAGGGAAACUUUCUAAACAAGAGGAAAAGAUCAACUGUACCACUGACCAGCUGGAGAAGUAUAGAAAGCAAGCUGAACAUCUUGAAGAAGAGUUGGAAAGAAUGAUCCUUUCUUAUCAAGAGCAGAUUUUACUCCUUAAGAAAAAAGCACAUGACAAUUGGUUGGCAGCUCGGACUGCUGAAAUAAACCUCAAAGGAUUAAGGAAGGAAAAUGCUAAGUACAGACAAAAAUUAGCUGACACAGAGAUGAAAUUCAAAUUUUUACACAAAGAUCCUUCUACAGUUGAUGUUCCAAACACAGGAUUUGGCAGAGAGCAUUACACCUAUGUUACCGAUAUGAGAAGAGGAACUCCUUUCCCCCCACCUCCUCCAGGAACCCUGUUUGGAGUUUCUCCACAUGAUUUUCCACCAAGCGAUUUCCCAGAUCCACCAUAUGCUCCAUUCGCAGUGAGGAGUGCCUAUCCACCCAGGGGUUUUCCUCCGAAUCUUCCACCAAGACCUGGAUUUGUUCCCCCAACCCCCAAAUAUUGAAGGUAAAAGCGAGUUCCUUGCAGGGUUGAUUCCAUCUCCUAAUGACUCUGCUACUGAACAAAAAUAAUUCUGAUUGACCUCGAGUUCCCUUCAAGACACUUCUGCCUUCCAAUAAGCCUGCUAUUGAACAUCCAAAACAACAGCAAGACAGCUGGCAGUCCCUGUGUUCUCCUCCAAAGUAGUUGUUACUGACCUUGAGUCUCCAUCAAGAUUGAUUCCAACUUAGAGUGAGCCUGCCACUGAACAUCUGACAUCACAACAACAAAGCUGGCGGUCUUUGUGUUCUCCUCCCAAGUAGUUGUGACUGCUCUUGAGUCCCCAUCAGGGUUGACUCUGCCUUCAAGUGAGCCUGCCACUGAUCAUCCAGCACCAGAACAAGAAAGCUUGUGGUCUUUGUGUUCUCUCCCAAGUAGUUGUGACUGAUCACGAGUCCCUGUCAGGGUUGAUAUCACCUUCAAGUGAGCCUGCUAGUGAACAUCUGGCACCACAGCAGGAAAGUUGGCAAUCCUUAUAUUCUCCUCCCAAGUACUUUGGAAGAAUGUUGAGUCCCCAUCACGAUUAACCUUUGCCUUCAAGUGAGUCUGCUACUGAAUGAACAUUUAACAGCACAACAGGAAACCUGGCAAUCUUGUUAUUUUCCUCCCAGCUAUUUGUGACUGAUCUCAAGUCCCCGUCAGGGUUGACUCUGCC
Messenger RNA from Cebus imitator (Panamanian white-faced capuchin), 3017 nucleotides. RefSeq names its product melanoma inhibitory activity protein 2-like. Gene Ontology annotation, biological process: protein secretion; vesicle cargo loading; endoplasmic reticulum to Golgi vesicle-mediated transport. The transcript has a single exon. Bases 618 to 2327 code for a protein of 569 amino acids. NCBI's taxonomy places the organism in Eukaryota, Metazoa, Chordata, Mammalia, Primates, Cebidae. Gene Ontology annotation, cellular component: endoplasmic reticulum membrane; endoplasmic reticulum exit site. The record is from RefSeq and is a predicted model, not a curated record.